AUGACACCUUAUUUGAUCUUCACGCUGCUGUGGACAUGUCUCUGGACACCCACAGCAGCAACACCACAAGGAGACUCGUUGUCCAUGUUCCUCGCCCUGCCAAAAUGUGCCCAGACCUGCACCAUCAACUCAUUAACUGCCGGUGGCUGCGAUCUCUUGAACGCCACGGCAGUCACCGAGUGCUCCUGUACAAACGUGCCGCUAAAGGCGGGCAUGUCCCAGUGUGUGCAGACCAACUGUCCUUGGGCCGAUCAGAAGAUAUCCGCAUUCAUAUCAUAUAACCAGUGCAAAAGCUUCCCACACGAGUCUCGCCAGGGUGACAUCUAUGCCACUUGCAUCGCGUGCUUGGCAAUACCGUUUUUGUUUAUUGCGCUGAGGUAUUAUGCGCGGUUUCUCGUGGCAAAGGGUCUAUGGUGGGAUGAUUGGAUGAUGGUUGUUGCGAUGGUCUCACACAUAGGAGGCUGUGCCUGUGUGAUCGUUGCAACCAACCUAGGCUUCGGCAUGCACAUCUGGAACGUCUACCCGGGCCACACCGAAGACAUGUUGAAGCUCUUCCGCGUCGUCCAGAUCUUCUACAUCAUGAUUCAGGUCGCGGCCAAGCUCUCCCUCGUCCUACUCUACUGGCGCAUCUUCCCGACUCGCUGGUUCCGCAUAGCCCUGCGAUGCUCCAUCAUAUGGCUCGUCACCCACGGCUUGGCCUUCAUCUGCUUGGUCGUGUUCCAGUGCAACCCCAUCGCGGCCGUGUGGGAUCGGUCGAUAGAGGACGCCACGUGCCUCAGCCUCAACGGCAUCGCCUGGGCCGGUGGUGCCUCUGCCAUCUUUGAGGAUGUCGUCAUCCUGUUGCUACCCAUGCCUGAGGUUAUGAAGCUGCAGUUGACCUUCCAGAAGAAGAUUGCAGUGUAUUUGAUGUUUGCUGUGGGGUCAUUUGCCUGUCUCACCAGCAUCAUCCGCCUCAAGUACGUCCACCUCUUUGGCAACACCUACGACGAGUCCUGGGAAAACGUCGACGUCCUCAUCUGGUCCAUAAUGGAGGUCUCUGUCGCCGUGGUCUGCGCCUGCCUGCCCGCACUGCGCCCACUGUUCCUCAAAUUCCCCGGCUUCUUCACCUCCAACGGCAGCAAAGGUGGAUCCGGAGCCGCGACCCCGGCCAAGAACAACACGCCCGUCCGCAUCGACGCCAAAGGUGCAACAGGCGGCAGCAGCAGUGGAGCCAGCAGCACCACAGACGACGGCUACUACUACUCGGCCCAGCGUCCCUCCACCUCGGCCUUUCGCGGCGCGAGGGCACACCCGGGCUUCGAGGAGGUGUCGAUGGACAGGGACGAGGUGCCGUUUGCGACGAGAGGUGUGGUCGAGCGGGCUCCGGAGGAGACAGAGUUGUCCGAUUUGGAAAAGAGGGUGGGAAUUGCGCGGUAA
Molecule: messenger RNA, 1416 nt
Organism: Pyricularia grisea
Lineage: Eukaryota; Fungi; Ascomycota; Sordariomycetes; Magnaporthales; Pyriculariaceae
Exons: 4
Coding region: 1-1416 (471 amino acids)
Source: RefSeq, a predicted model, not a curated record